Molecule: messenger RNA, 2983 nt
Organism: Astyanax mexicanus (Mexican tetra)
Lineage: Eukaryota; Metazoa; Chordata; Actinopteri; Characiformes; Acestrorhamphidae
Gene: cmtm4
Product: CKLF-like MARVEL transmembrane domain containing 4
Exons: 4
Coding region: 306-926 (206 amino acids)
Cellular component (GO): membrane
Source: RefSeq, a predicted model, not a curated record
CGGGGGCAGUGGGGGUGGUAGUGUGGGGACUGCGCGGUUCUGUAAUGCUGGGCUGCUGAGGGGAGUCCGGGCUCGCUGGAGGCCGAGUGUUCAGCCUGGUGCUGGUUCUGAUCCAUGCCCGAGCUCAGAGCUGGAGGACCGGGGGGAAGAUGGUGGAGUCCGGCCGCUGAAGCCGCGCAGCAGCUCCCCAGCGCCUGAUCUGAGUUCCCGCUGCACAGCUGCGACUCUGCCCCGUCUCCGCGCGCCGCUCCUCCCGGACUUAGUCCGCCUGUUUUCGGCCUGUUUCUGAGCUCCUGCCCGGCGCAAUGCGGAGCUCCGAGGAGCCGGAGGUUUUUGAUGGCGAGGCCUCCAGCGCCUCCAUGAUGAGCGGCGCCAGCAGCCCCUACCAGCCGACCACCGAGCCUGUCCAGGCGGCCAGGGGGGUCCGAGGCAUCCGCUGGGACACGGAAUACCUCACCUCCACCUUCGGCAUCCUCAAAGCGAUAGAAGUGGUCCUCUCCAUGAUCGGCUUCAUCUGCAUUGAGACGGUGAUGCUGUGUUCUCCGUGUGCGGGGGUGUACCUGUUCGAGUUUGUGAGCUGCAGUGCCUUCGUUGUUACGGGAGUUUUACUCCUCAUCUUCACCUUAAACCUGCACACCAAAGUACCGCAGGUCAACUGGAGUCUAACGGACCUGAUAAACACCGCCUCCAGCACAGUCUUCUUCUUCCUGGCCUCCGUGGUCCUGGCAGCUCUGAACCACCAGAGUGGAGCUGAGAUCGCAGCUGUGAUUUUUGGCUUUUUGGUGACGGGUGUGUACGGGGUGAACACGUACCUGGCGGUGCGACGAUGGCGUCUGGGGGAGCAGCGCCCCCUGCAGACCAGCGAGUACAUCCGCGCCCGCACUGCCUCACGGGGGGAGGUGGAGGCACGGCCGGAGUUGCAGUAACACACUCUUCACACACACACACACACACACACGCACACACACACACACUCUCUCACAGUAAUGCAGGGAGAGGCAGAGACUCAGUAACGCACAUUCUGGGACCAGCAGAAACUGUAAACAUCUCUCUCUCACACACACACACACACACACACACACAUAAACACACACACUCUCUCUCUCUCUCUCUCUCUCUCUUUCUCUCUGUCCUACAGGACCAGUAAAGGCCUGUUCCAGUCACUGCAGGGUCAAACAGUUCCCACAGCGCAACAAUUGCUAACUAAGAAUACUUGAUUUUACAGUUUUAAACAUUGGUUUAAAAAUUAUAAAAGUGUUUUGAAUGUAGGAAGCUUUGGGUCUGAUAUGUAUUUAAUAUAUUAAAUACAGAUAAAGUGAGAUCUAAACUAAACAUUCAAACAAAAAAUUGGAAAUUUGUGACCUCUGAACCCUGCAAAGCUACGGAUUCAGCAUAAAAAAAAGUUUUUAAAUGUUAUUUUAGUUAUAAAAGCAAAAACAACAAUAAUACAAUAAUAAAGGAAAUAUAUGUAGAUAAGCUGUGGAUGCUAGCUGGCUAAUGUAGCCUGUAACUGUAAACAGAGCUAACAUUAGCUUCACUGUUUCUGAGUAGAAAUUCCAUUAGAAUUGUUCUGCCCUGCAGUGGAAAAGAGAACAGAGGCUGUAUACAUUCUCUCACACGCACACACACACACACAUAUACACACACACACACUCCUCUCAUAUCCCAUGGGCCAUCAUUUCCCAGGCUUCAUGGUGUGACUUUAAUGACUAAGCAAUUUACGUCCACACACACAAACACACACACACACACUCUAGACAUUUGGACACUUUGGACAUAAGAGACCUGUCCAAUCUCUCCAUCACUGUGUUAUCCGUGUGGCUAGGAUGGGAUCACAGGACAGACGAGGACACACACGCGUGCCUGUCAGGUGGGACUGUGUACGAACCUUGUACGAACCCUGUACAGGAACACGAAGCACCUGAUCAGAACGGACUUCUCUGAUUGGCUCUUCUUUUGACAUCCUACUGGAGGCUCUAUGAUGUAAGUGAUUUGCGGUGGAACCAUUGGUUCUGGACCAGUACGAAUUGUACGUUAUGUGACCGGUUAUAACAGUACGACACAAAUAAUAUUCCUCUCCAGGCUACGCCCCCAAAACAGCUUGUUCCUAGUUACUGUUGCUAGGUAAGACAAACUGUAGACACUAUUUGGUAAAACCCUACACCUUUUAACACUACACCUAUGGUAUUUAUCAUUUGAUCAAAUGCAUUUUUUUGAUAUGUUACAUGCUAAAAAUGCCUCACGGCAAAAACACGCCUUUGUUUUUAAUUUUUUUUCAAGAUGAAUUCUAAUAUUUUAUUGAUUGUAUUGUUACAGUCUUAUUGUUUCAGGGCACUAAUUAUUACAUUGUAUUUGGUACUUUUCUCUUCAGAAAUUUAUAAAAGUGAAUAAAUCAGUUCAGUAGGGAAACAAUGGGCACAAGAACAACAUCCUGUUCGGGUGAAAAGCUGAUAUGCUAAUAUGCAAAUACUGUUUUAACUGAGCUGUGUUAACUUAUGUCCUUCAUGUUCACUCUUUAUAUGUAGAGUCUACAGUAUAUAGACAGUUUAAAGUGCAUUAGCAUUAGCAUUAUUAGCACUGUUGCCUGAUCAGCCUCAUUACCUGCAGAAUGUACGAGCUCCACACGUGCGAGCCUCACUGUACUCAGAACAGUGUAUUUUUGGACCAUGUUUAAACAUUCCUUUAGGUACUAAUCUGAUAUUAUCUGUGAGAGAGAGUGAUUAAUUCCUGUUUAUUAAGUGUCUCCAGCGUGCCGGUUUAUGUGUAUAUGUUGAUCAGACGAGGCAGCGAUGUUCAGAAUAAGGUGUAAAUAUACUGAAAUGUGUGUAAUGAGUUUUAGCUGCGUUUAGAAGGAUAUUAUGACGUUUUUAUUUUUAUUUUUGGUUUCCUCCACUGUGCCUUGUGGUGGUGUAGUGGAUCUCUGAUCAUCUGUGAUUAACAUGGAUCACCCAAAACGAUUAAAUUACAAGAGUUUAACUAUAAA